Molecule: messenger RNA, 2562 nt
Organism: Rotaria sp. Silwood2
Lineage: Eukaryota; Metazoa; Rotifera; Eurotatoria; Philodinida; Philodinidae
Source: the annotation of a GenBank genome assembly
AUGGCCAUUGCAUUUGUAAGUGGAUUUGAAAGAAUAAAUGAUUUAAGAGAUAUAAAACGAUCAAAAUCAAUAGUUAUUUCGACUUGGUGCGAGCAAACAUGUCAUGGAUUUUGUGAACGAAUAAAUAAUUCUUAUAAAUGUAAUUGUAAGAUAAAUCCAGGUUUUGAAUAUUCUGAUACUAUCAAGGGAUGUCUCCCAUGUCGUAGUGCAAACUAUGGUUAUGGUUGUAAGGAAUCAUGUCGACAUGUCCCUGGAAAAUGUAAUCUAAAUGCAACGCAUGAAAAUGAAAGCUGUACUUGUAAUCUUGGAUAUCAACCACCUUUUUGUAGUCGACUUAUUGAUCAAUGUGCAAUUAAUAGUCCAUGUAAUAAUGCAACAGAAGAUUGUGUGACAGAUCCAAAUAAUGGUAUUGCUAUUUGUACUUGUAUAUUCUGUGAGUUGGAUUAUGAUGGUUGUACAUCUGGUAGUGCUUGUAAAGUUAACUGGGAUGAUGAAACAACAUGUAUUCCAUUGAAUGCUGCUGAUCAAUUAACACAAAGUCGUUCCUAUUAUUGUAACGGAUCAUGUAUAAAAGGAUAUAAUAGUUCAGUCAAUGGUUAUACAUGUGAUGAUAUCGAUGAAUGCAGUUUAAAUUCGUCUUUAUGUGGAAAUGGCACAUGUUUUAAUCUUAUUGGAUCAUAUGACUGUAAUUGUCCCUCUGGUUAUCGAUCCUAUAAUGAAACAUGUGUUGAUAUUGAUGAAUGUACUGAACCAGAUAUCAAUGGUACCUUUGUUCGUCGCUGUAGUGAUGGUGAGCUUUGUAGAAACACCAAUGGAAAUUAUUCAUGUGAAUGCAGUUCUAUUUUUAAUAACAAUGGAACUUGUACUUAUAAUUCAAGCCUCUGUAAUUCUAUUACUAGUACCACGUGUAUCGACAGUAAUGGUACUAUCCUAUGCAUUAAUAACACCGUCAAAAUAAAUGGUAGUUGUAUUGCUAUUUUGGAUUGGUGCGAACGAACAUGUCAUGGAUUUUGUGAACCAGUGAAUAAUUCUUAUCAAUGUAAUUGUAAGAUAAGUCCUGGUUUUGAAUAUUCUGAUACUAUCAAGGGAUGUCGCCCAUGUCGCGGUCCAAACUAUGGUUAUGGUUGUAAUGAAUCAUGUCGAUGUGUCAAUGGAAAUUGUAAUAGAAAUGCCACACAUGAAAACGAAAGCUGUAACUGUAAUCUCUUAUAUGCGCCACCUUUUUGUAUUCAACUGAUUGAUAAAUGUGCAACUAAUAGCGUAUGUAAUAAUGCUACAGAAGAUUGUGCAACAAAUCCAAAUAAUGGUACUGCUAUUUGUACAUGUAAACUUGGUUAUGAAAGAAACAACGUAACUGGCAUAUGUACAGAUAUCGACGAAUGUGCAAUGAAUGUAAGUAAUUGCAAUCCAGAAAGUUCAACUUGUAACAAUACCAUUGGAAAUUACAUUUGUGAUUGUAAAGCAGGUUAUCAGCUAAAUAAUGUUUCAUGUAUCGAUAUCAAUGAAUGUCUAAAUUUGACAAUUUGUGUCAAUUAUGAUAACACAUAUUGUGCUAAUGUUAAAGGCUUGUAUGAAUGUCGAUGUAAGCAUGGUUAUUCAGUAGGAGGUCAUAUAACUCAAGCAUAUCAAAAUAUCUUGAACACAAAUGAUUUUUGUCAACCAAUUGACUAUUCAUCAUAUUGUGAAAAUCAAUGUUUACUUCCUGCGACAUGCAAUGCAGCUGUUGGUCGUUGUGCAUGUCCAAGAUCAAUAUUUGAUUUUAUUCUUUCUUCGGAUGCAAUCAAUCAAACAUGUCAAUGUCCUGGCCAUCCAUUUGUGAACUAUAUUAGUGAAAAUCGGAAUAGCGAAUUACAAAAUAAUGAAGGAGAACUUUUUGUUGGUUUAAAUAUAUCAUUGAAUGCUACUCAUCGUUUGCAACUUGUCAAUGAAAUUCUUCAAAAUACAUUUUUAAAUGCGAAUUAUAAUUUGACAGUAGCAAAAUCGACAAAUUGGAUAAUUAUUGUUAGUGUUAUAAGUGCUAUAGCUGGUCUUCUUCUAAUUAUUUCUGUUUCAAUGUGUAUUUUUUAUAUUAUUGGAAAACGUCGUCAUUCAAAAACAAAAGAAACAAAACAAUCAACAGAUAAUAGACAGUUUACCAUUCCUCGAGCUCAUCCUCCAACAAUGGGUACUACGAGUAAAGAUUCAAUCGGUUUUACUGAUUUGAAUCGUAUUACAAAUGAUGGACAAAGUAAUGAUGCAUCUGAUACACAUUCAUCUAAUUCAACAACAACUUACAAUCCGAUUUAUCGUACAAAUGAAGAUAUUCAACAUACAUCAUUACCAAGUGGUCCUAUACCACAAACACAAAUGCUUGGUAUGGCUGAUACAUUAAACAGUUUUCCUCGUGAUCUAAUAAAUAAUCGAUCUGAAGCAGCUAGCUUAUUUUCGGAUUCAAAUGAUAUUGAUGAAAUUGAAUUUACUGCUGAUAUAUUAGAUGAUAUGAUAAAAGAUGAUAAUAAUAUGGAAGACGAUUUCAUAGAAGCAAUUAAUCCGAAUAUAAUAAUACCAAGAUCAACGACAUGA